AUGAGGGCGCGUCUUGAUGGUCCUCAGGAUCUCUCGUUCUCCGGUCUGACCAAUGACCACUUAUCGAAAUUAAACAUAUCCCCGGCUGGGUCCCUCGAACUGAAGCCAAAGAGCGUGCUCGCGGAACUAGCAAAGAAGACCCAAGUUGUUGGGAAAGAUGACAUCUGGUCUUCGGAAAACUUAUAUCGUCAUCUGCAACGCCUGGAGACGCUUGUCCCCAAGUCGAAUGAAGCAGCUGCUCGCGCUUGGAUAGACGCGUUUUUUUUUCGUGUGUCUGCAAUGGUGCCUCCAGAUGAAAUGAUGGUCCUGAGCGUGGAGCAACAAAUCCCCCCUACAGCGGUCAAACCUUCCAGCUCCACCACACUUCAUGGUUUUAUCGAUUACAUCGCUGCAACAGCAGUUAAAUCUGUUGCAGACAAAUUUUUGUCUGACCCAACGAUUGAAAGACUCAAGUCGAUGUCAGGUCUCGUGGUGACUGAAGCUAAAUCUUCUUCUGGGGCUCCGACUCACCUCCGAGACCAUAUACCUCAAGCGAUUGGCGAAAUGUAUGCCUGCGCGAAAGCCCUUGGGAAAUCUGUUGUCCGCGGGGCGCUGACGGUUGGAGACAGGUGGAUUUUUCUCAUCAUUGUCAUGAAUGCCAAUGGUGAUGGAGCUAAGUAUUGGAAAUCUCGUGGCAUCGGCGUCCUUACCACGACGCCUCCCGAGGACACAGCGAUCACAUCGCCAUGGCCCGAUGUCAUUGCUGGUAUUUUGGCACAUUGGAUGAAGCAUAGUUUUGAGGGCAUCAAAGAUGGCGACGAUUGGUUUGAGGUUGAAUUGUAG
Molecule: messenger RNA, 822 nt
Organism: Cantharellus anzutake
Lineage: Eukaryota; Fungi; Basidiomycota; Agaricomycetes; Cantharellales; Hydnaceae
Exons: 6
Coding region: 1-822 (273 amino acids)
Source: RefSeq, a predicted model, not a curated record